AUGUUCAUGAUCUAUAUUUUAGAUGUUUCAGUCUAUUCGCCAAAGGCUGGCUACUUACCCCAAGUGCUUCGAACAAUCCCACCGCUCAACGACAAGAAGUUCAUCGAACAGAAUUUCGCUAAUUGCCUUGUGAAACCGUACGCGUUGCCGCCAGCUUACAAUAAUUACGACGGGUUUGUCGUGCUUCACGGCACUGACACAUUAGCAUACACGGCUAGCGCGUUAUCGUUUAUGAUGGAGAAUCUUGGGAAACCGGUGAUAAUUACGGGAAGUCAGAUACCAGUCGCUGAAGUGCGUUCAGAUGGUAUGGAGAAUCUCAUUGGUGCGUUAGUCGUCGCUGCAAAUCUGGACAUUCCUGAGGAGGCGAUCAAUAGAGGGUGCCUUGUUGUCAACUGUUCUCAAUGUGUCAAGGGGCAAGUGGAUGUGAACUAUGCUACAGGAAAGGUGCAACGCCGAAGUGCAAAAGCAUAA
Messenger RNA from Ostertagia ostertagi, 471 nucleotides. Lineage: Eukaryota; Metazoa; Nematoda; Chromadorea; Rhabditida; Trichostrongylidae. The record is from the annotation of a GenBank genome assembly.